Messenger RNA from Racocetra fulgida, 1704 nucleotides. Lineage: Eukaryota; Fungi; Glomeromycota; Glomeromycetes; Diversisporales; Gigasporaceae. The record is from the annotation of a GenBank genome assembly.
CUGCCACUGAUGUUAUUGGUCCAACAAAUAUGUCUUCUCUCGAUUAUAAUGUUCCUGAUGAUCAAUGUGAAAGGCCAAAUAUUAUAUCAGAUACGUCUUUCCUUGUCGAAGAACCACAAGAGUUGGAAAUUAUAGAAUCAGAUACGGAACGUUCAAUAAUGAACAGAGAAGUCUUUUAUACCCCAUCCGAAAAUAUAAAAUCUUUUCCAGUUACACCACCUCACAAACCUCAUUUGUUUAAUUCAAAAAAAAAAACUCGACCUCAGUCAUUACCAUUGAAUAUGCAAAAUUUACAACAAAUUGUUGAAUCUCCUCCUGAAGAGAAUAAUGUUUUGGUACCAUCAACAAAUUCGUCAAUAUCUUCUAUCAACCAUGAUGAAAUAAAUGAUCGAGGAUUUAAUGUAAAUAAUGAUGAUGAGUCCAUUAUUAAUUCAGACUCUGAGUCUUUUGAAACUCCCGUUUGUGAAUCAGGAGUUGUCCUCAAAGAGGAUCCUUUAUCUGAUCCAUGUGACUAUGGAAUGAAAGUAUUUAUAUUCCGACCAAAAACUUAUGCCCUAAGUGUUGAAUGGUACCGCGCUUUAUAUAAUUUACUUAGGCCACCGUCAAUUAAACCAGUGCCUCUUACUUGUGAUGUAGUUGUACCUGAUUUGAAUGUUCGUGUACGAAUUCCAUUAGAAGAUGGAACGCAAGCAUUCAAAAUCACCGCGGAGGAAAUAACUAAAACUGUUUUGGAUGAAUUGGGCGGUAUAAACGAAUGGGAAGAUGUAUUAAAUGAAUGGCUGAAAAAUGGUGAUAUGAGAUUAUGUUGGAAAAGAUAUGAUCGAAUAGAAUGGAUUGUUUGGGAAAAAAAUGAUAGUGAAAAAGAUAGAAAUGACUUAUUAGCAUGUCCGCAAUUUAUUGAAGGAGAACCACCGCCAGUUGAAGGAUAUCUUAUUAGAGUCACAAAUGAUAAAGGCCGUAAAAACAAGUCAAAGCGACUGUACUUUUCGUCACAUGAUCACUAUUUGUUCUUCAUGAAUCCAUCCUUUGCAUGCCCUCCUCCACCACCACCAUCAGGGUCUGGAUCGACAGAGGACGAAAAGCUCAAUACAAAACGACCAAUAAUGUAUGCUGUUUCCCCACACAUUCAAGGAAAUGACAAUGCCGCUGCUUUCAUUAAGGCUGAUGUCAAAAGACGCGUUAAACAAAUUUUAAACGCAUAUGGAUUCAUUAAUUUAAUUGAUGCUAUAGAAGUAAGACCCUUAAUUAACGAUAAUAAUGAGGAUACAUGUGAAAAUGACAAUUUAGGAGAUAAAUCUAAAGAGCGUAAAUACGAAGGAAAAGGAUGUCCUUUUGAACUGGUCAUGUCGAAUGGAAUGACUAUUGUUUUAGAGUGGGUGAAAUGUCUCAAUGCACUUGUCAAAUACUGGAAAGCUCGAGUUGCAGAUGAUAUAAAAAUUCGAAUUAGUAUGUUUAAAGAAAAUCAAUUUAAUGAUUACGAUGAUGAUGGUGCAUAUAUUGGUGAUGGUUUUCGUGGUCAUUGGGAUAGUAACAAACGUCAUGUAAUUGAAAGACAUGGAACUAUCGGUCUUGAAUUGCAAAAGAAAGCAAAGUUAGAUUCUUCUGGUAAAGCCUGGAUAUUUCGUGCUAGAAAUAGGCUUGAAAGAGAAGAAUGGGUUUGGGCAUUAAAUAUCGAGAUUGAAAGAUGCUUGAUGGAAGAAAAUG